This is a messenger RNA of [Torrubiella] hemipterigena, 1974 nucleotides long. NCBI's taxonomy places the organism in Eukaryota, Fungi, Ascomycota, Sordariomycetes, Hypocreales, Clavicipitaceae. The record is from the annotation of a GenBank genome assembly.
CCCGAAGUCCGCAAGGCGACUAGCUCGCAUCGCUGGAUUUCUCCUAAUUUGAUAGCGACUAGGCAGCAGACAGCCACUAAUGCUCAGCCUUGCAAGUUGAUUGCUGAUGGACGCCUUCAGUUGGACGGAUCUCUGCCGCCACGCUUCCGUAAUCAUCGUUUUGCUUGCCGGUAUCCGGGUACGGUAAUAAAACUAUCGGUGUGGUUUGCCGUCGGCAGUUGGGCUUUGUUCGCCGUGGAGGUGAUCGUCAAGGUCGCAUCGUGUCUAGUUGUUGUCCGUGGAGCAAAAAGUUUAAAGUCAGUCAUUGUUUGUGUUUUGUAUCGCUGUAAUAGGCAAUCUAUUCGACAGCCGGAGCCCUGCGGCGGUGACUAAUGGUGGCUGUCGUGCUACAGACAGUAUGCAUACAUCUUCAUUAAAUAAUAAGUUUCCGUGCCUCCGCGGAUAGAUUGACUCAUAAAUUAACACUCUUUAACGUAUACCAUUUACUCUGUGCUACUGUAAACUCAGGAACACUAAAAAACCACUUCUACUUUGGUGUUCAAACUCUCUGACUGUACAGCUGUACUCACUACCCUCUACAACCACGCGCCACAGCAGUUUGAGCCACGUUUGCCCUGCUGCGCCGCGUCAUCUACACUAAUGAACGUGGCGAGUCACUCACCCAAAUCAGGUAAUUGGGCUCAAGCAACCACAGGCCAUCUGCUACUGGCCAUCUGUCCUUUCGGCGUUGCUGCACUUGAAUUAAAUUUCUCCAAAGUAUUCACUCCUUCGUAUUUUCAAUUUAUUGGCAUUUUUUAUUCCUUCGUAACCAGUGCAUUUUGUUGAAUUCGUGCACUACCAGCAACCAUUUUUGCAGUGAUUGGCCUGCGACCUUGACGUCACAUCUACAGUCCCCCCCCCCAUGCUCACUAUAGUCUUGAACUCAACAUCAAUCUCAUAGCCCGACAAUUCGGUCAUCCAGUCGCAUCAAUGCAUUUUUAUCAGCUUCUGUUGCUCUGCCUGCCACUUCUAGCAGAGGCAGCGAAACCCAAAAACGCCGUCCUUCUCUCGCAAGUGAAGACGCUCACUCUACGCGGCAAUGGCGCGAAAACAUCCCAUCGUCGCGUCUCUGCGGUCCCCCAGUUAAAAUGCGUCUCUCCAGAGAGCAUCUGCAAACUAUACUCCAUUGAUGUUAUGAGAUGCACCAAUGAAGGUUCUUCAUAUGGAAACGAGGAUGUUGAAUGGAGUUGUGUUGCCUCCCUACCUCCAGAACUCAAACUCGGUAGCACCGAUGUGAUCUGCGAAGGCUACGCCUCUAGCAACGACCCCUACGUCCUCAAAGGAAGCUGUGGAGUGGAAUACCGACUCCAAUUGACGGAUCUCGGCGAGAAGAAGUAUCCAGAUGUGGCAAAGACGAGCUCGUCCUUCUUCAGUAAUGAAGAUGGAAGCUUGGACUGGGGCGCUGUCAUCUUCGCAAUUAUAUUCGCCGCCGUAUUGGGUUGGAUCCUCUACUCAGCUUACAAAUCACAAGAUCCGACUCCAAGACGCCGAAAUAGAAGAACUGGAGGAAACGGAGGCGGCUAUGGCGGAGGCGGUGGUGGUGGUGGAGGUGGUGAUGGAGGUUUUGGUGACGAACCUCCUCCGCCUUACUCCAGUCCUUACUCCAGUUAUAAAUCGUCGUCAUCCUCAUCAACCUCGUCCCGGCAAAAGAGCGGAGGCUGGAAUCCCGGAUUCGGUACAGGGUUCAUGAGCGGCGCUGCGGCUGGUUAUAUGGCUGGUAGGAGCGGCAACAAUAGCAACAACAAUAACAACAGACGCAACCAAGGGGGCUCAGGAUGGCUUGGUGGUAGCUCCUGGGGUUCUGGUUCUGCCGCUGGUCCAUCUUCUUCUGGAAGCAGCUCAAGCAGCUCUAGCCAGCGUGAAAGUACUGGCUUUGGUUCUACGAGACGAAGAUGAGAGCCGGGCACCAUGUCCCAUGUAGAGAGAAUCAGCUUG